Molecule: messenger RNA, 2658 nt
Organism: Xenopus tropicalis (tropical clawed frog)
Lineage: Eukaryota; Metazoa; Chordata; Amphibia; Anura; Pipidae
Gene: slc37a3
Product: solute carrier family 37 member 3
Exons: 15
Coding region: 285-1793 (502 amino acids)
Biological process (GO): xenobiotic transmembrane transport; transmembrane transport
Cellular component (GO): lysosomal membrane; membrane; endoplasmic reticulum membrane
Molecular function (GO): transmembrane transporter activity; xenobiotic transmembrane transporter activity
Source: RefSeq, a predicted model, not a curated record
UCACUCACUCACAUACAGUCCCGGGCGGAACUACAACCCCCAGAAUCCCCCGCGCCCUGACGUCACCAUUCCAGGAAGUGCUGCAAGAAUAGGGGCGGGGCUUGGUACGUUGGCAGCUGCUGGUCCGGGACCGAUGAGCCGGGAGGGAAGGAGGCCGAGCUGCGGGGGAGCGGGGGCUGUGACUCGGAGUAUCCCGGGCGGGAAACGGCAGCUGAAACCCUCGGUCACGAGCCGGCGGCGGUGACAGAAGCAGAAGUGGGCGGGGACCUGUGGCGCUUGCAAUCAUGGACUUCCCAGUAGGCUCCAGAAGGCUGGCCGGACGGAGGGGCUGCUUCUCCCAGUAUUCCCAUCACCACGUGGCCGUCUUUCUAUUGACCUUCUUCAGCUACGCGCUUCUCCACGCUUCCCGUAAGGCCUUCAGCAACGUCAAGGUCAGCAUUUCCAGCCAAUGGACGCCCCUCGGCCUGAACUCUACGUACAUUGUGCUCCCGAACGAGACAUGGAAUGGGAAUACGCUCUUCCCGGAUACCAAAACCGCCACCAUCUUCCUUGGGCUGCUGGACACAAUCUUCCUUUUUGCCUACGCUGUGGGCCUCUUUAUCAGUGGGAUCAUCGGGGACCGCCUCAACAUGCGAUUGGUCCUUACUUUUGGGAUGUGUUCCUCGGCAAUCACAAUGUUUGUGUUCGGGACACUCACCGAGUGGCUGCGCUUCUACAAUAAGGUUUUCUACUGCCUGGUGUGGAUUCUGAAUGGCCUCCUGCAGUCUACCGGCUGGCCCUGCGUCGUGGCCGUCAUGGGCAACUGGUUCGGGAAGUCGGGGCGAGGAUUUGUCUUUGGCCUAUGGAGCGCCUGUGCCUCGGUGGGGAAUAUCCUGGGUGCCUUCCUUGCUUCUUCGGUGCUGCAAUAUGGCUAUGAGUACGCCUUCCUGGUGACUGCAUCAGUGCAAUUUGCUGGAGGAAUAAUCAUCUUCUUUGGACUCGUCACAUCCCCUAAAGAGUUAGGUCUCCCAGAGACCGGAGAGGGGGAGACGGACAGGGCAGCCCGAGAGGAAGGGGCAAACCGACCGCUCAUCAGCGGAAAUGACGACGGAGACGACGAAUCAAAUUAUUCCAUUCAGAGCGACGAUGUUGUCAGCGCGCCCAAAGCCAUUGGUUUCGUGCAGGCGUGCUGCCUGCCCGGGGUCCUAUUGUACUCGCUUGCUUAUGCCUGCCUCAAGCUGGUCAAUUACUCCUUUUUCUUCUGGCUGCCCUUCUACCUGAGCAACAACUUCAAGUGGAAAGAAGCCGAGGCCGACCAGCUCUCCAUCUGGUACGACAUUGGAGGAAUCAUCGGUGGGACAGUCCAAGGGUUAAUCUCGGACUUAAUGAAGAUGAGAUCCCCGGUGCUCACUGUGAGCCUGCUGUGUGCCGUGGGCUCCCUGUUUGGUUACAGCCAUUCCCCUAACGACAAGGUUAUAAAUGCCUUUAUCAUGUCGGUGACAGGGUUCUUCGUCGGCGGCCCCUCCAACAUGAUCAGCUCGGCUAUUUCUGCGGACCUUGGGCGCCAGGAAAUGGUGAGGGGCAGCAGCGAGGCGUUGGCCACUGUCACGGGGAUCGUGGAUGGGACUGGGAGUAUCGGAGCGGCAUUGGGCCAGACCCUGGUAUCUUUAAUCCAGAAUGCUCUCAGCUGGAUGUGGGUCUUCUAUUUCUUCAUAUUCAUGAUCUGCAUGACCGUCGUCUUCAUGGUGCCCCUCGUGGUACGAGAAACGCGGGACUGGCUACGGCAGAGGCGGGCUUCGCGGCUGGCCAGGUGACUCACCGUUUUUCAGGGGACAAUUAAACUGACCAAAAUGACCGGAACUGACGGCGGGAAGGUCAAUCCUCCGUGGGAUGAGGAAUAAUUCGCUCCGUGCUGCGCCACUGAUGAUGGGACCUUAAAGACUGACGGACCUUCCUCCUUGGAUCCAGAUUUGUUUUACAGAACCGUCCACUCUGCAGUAUUGAAGCUCUUAGAAUAAAUACGGUGUCCGGACGCCACGUGCAAUAGUAGCCGGAGGCUCGGUUUACGGUGCAACUACGGUUUACUUCAAAAAUCGUUUACCUGCGUAGUGAGAACCUGCUCUGAGGGGAUUUUAACCCCUCCAGUAACUGUCCAGCUCUUUCCACAGGGAAGUGGAUUUAGAGCAUGGCCCUUUAAAUACAAUGGCCAUUAUUUUACUUUUUACUUACUACUCUUCCCAUUGGCUGCUGCGGGAUGCAAUCCAUAAGGGAUGAUUUACACUUGGUUUGUGUCAUUGGCCUCUCUGUGCCUUCGGUUAAAAGCACCUCCCUCCUACAGCUGGAACUGGCACGUCCGCGUCGGCAGCAUAAAACCUGCUGGCAUUCGCAGGGUUAAAGAGAGACAUUUUUACACUACUAAUUCUUACCAAGUGGAUUCCAGUUUCAUCCCCCCCUAUUAUAUACGAUAAUCGCUCUAUUAUCAAAUCAUUUGUACACAUUUUGGGAUGUAAGGGGUUUCUUUCUUUGUUUUGGGGGGGUGCGCUAGGGUGUAAAAUCCAAUAUUCCGUUGGCACAAGGGGAUUUAUGUAGGCAGACUCAUUUAAUUCCGUUGUUAAUUAGUUUGUUAUAAGUUACCUUGCUUGGGAACCAGGGAUUUUUAACUGACGUUUUCGCAUUAAA